Messenger RNA from Ceratina calcarata, 1346 nucleotides. RefSeq names its product heparin sulfate O-sulfotransferase. NCBI's taxonomy places the organism in Eukaryota, Metazoa, Arthropoda, Insecta, Hymenoptera, Apidae. Bases 281 to 1327 code for a protein of 348 amino acids. The transcript has 7 exons. Gene Ontology annotation, cellular component: membrane. The record is from RefSeq and is a predicted model, not a curated record. Gene Ontology annotation, molecular function: heparan sulfate 2-sulfotransferase activity.
CAGGUCUGAAGGGUAGGCCAUUGAGGUUAAUAGACGUGAAGAAAAAAGUACCAGGCAAUAGGUAAAAUCGAAGGAAUUGCGUGUGCAUAUUGUGUGCACAUGCAUCGUUGAAUUAAAGAAAAUUGUUCGUAAGAUUCGUAAUCUAGAAAUUGAUAAAGAUGAACACUGACAGAUUGGUUAAAAUAAGUAGUACAUAUUGUUGAGUGCGUAAAUGUUUACGAAGAUAGUAGAAGUAUCUGUGAAUUGAUGAUUAUUGAGAAAGGGGUAAAUUUCAAGCUUGAUGAAGAGAACGAUGAUACAUAACAGAAGCUUUAUAUUACAAUGGAUUUUGGUAUUGAUAUUCACGGUGACCAUCGUUUAUUUGAAAACAAAACUGAACCUUCUGGAGGAUCAUUACAAAGAAUUACACAAUGCCGUCGUACAAGAAGAAAACAGUAUUCAGACUGGAAUUGAAGCUAGCGAACAUUCUUACAAAUCACCUUUCGAUGAUCUUAUCAUUAUCUACAACAGGGUACCAAAGACAGCAUCGACUAGUUUUGUAGGUCUCGUCUAUGACCUAUGCAAACACAACAAGUAUCACGUUUUGCAUAUUAAUGUUUCUAAUAAUAUGCACACUCUUACGCUUCCCAAUCAGAUUCAAUUUGCAAAUAAUAUAACUAGUUGGAAUAAAAAGAAGCCAGCGUUUUAUCAUGGUCAUGUUGCAUUUUUGAAUUUUGAGAAGUUCGGCGUGAGACAGACACCUUUAUAUAUAAAUCUUUUACGUAAACCUUUAGACAGAUUUGUUUCUUAUUACUAUUUUUUACGAUAUGGAGAUAACUUUAGACCACAUUUAGUUAGGAAAAAACAUGGAGACACUAAGACUUUCGAUGAGUGUAUAAGUGCAGAUCAGCCGGAUUGCAAUCCUGAUAAUAUGUGGCUACAAAUACCAUUUUUAUGUGGACAUGAUCCUGCUUGUUGGGAAAUUGGAAAUAAUUGGGCAUUAGAAGAAGCGAAAAGAAAUUUGCAGAACCAUUAUCUACUGGUAGGAGUGACAGAGGAGUUAACAGAAUUCAUCGAAAUUUUGCAAAUUGUACUUCCACGUUUCUUUAAAGGAGCUUACAAUUCAUUUUUACACAAUAACAAAUCGCAUUUGCGUCAGACUACGCAGAAAAUCAAUCCUCGGCCGGAAACUGUCGAUAAGAUUAAAAAAUCAGUUGUUUGGAAGAUGGAGAACGAAUUGUAUAAUUUUGCUUUAACGCAUUUUCACGCAGUUAAGAAGCGACUCAUAAAUGCCCCGCCUCAAGAUGUGAAUCAGCGAUUUAUGUACGAAAAGAUACGUCCGAAAUAAACUUAAUUUUUUAAGUAAA